AUGUCCACCGAACCUACUGUGGCGAAAGCCGAACCCGCUGUGGUUGGAACCGAAGAACUCGGGGGAGAUGCGCACCAUACUCCGGCCGUCUCGCCGCGACGGGUCUGGUUCCGCACCACGCUCGUCCAGAUCCUCGUCGUCGGUAGCUGUGCCUUCACCGCACCGGGAAUCUGGUCUGCCAUGAACGGCUUAGGUGUGGGGGGUUCGGAGAAUCCUAACCUUGUCAACGCGGCCAAUGCCAUACUGUAUGCAUUCAUGACGGUGACAUGCUUUGCCGGGCCUUGGGUAACCAGUCUAAUCGGCUUCCGCUGGACACUGGCUAUCGGGACCUUAGGCUAUCCACUAUACGCCGCGGGUCUCUAUGUCAACAAUCGGUCCGGUACUACCUGGUUUGUAUAUUUCGGUGCUGUGUGCUGUGGUAUCAGUGCGGGCUUAUUCUGGAGCGUUGAAGGCGCCAUUGCUACGGGCUACCCGGAAUCGCACAAACGAGGUCGCUACCUUGCCACCUGGUUUACCUUCCGCGACUUUGGCCUACUCAUCGGUGGAGCUAUUUCGCUCGCUCUUAAUCACUCAAUCAAACACCUAGGUCAAGUGGGAUACGGAACGUACCAAGCCUUUAUUGCCAUUCAAUGUCUUGGAUUCUUCUUUGCCAUGCUACUCUCCGAACCCGAACAGGUACAGCGUGAUGAUGGGACCCGUAUCGAGGCGCCUAGGGGCGUUCACUGGCGCGUUCAAUUUAGAGAAAUGUGGCGCCUGGCCAGGAGUAAAGAGAUUCUCCUCCUCGUGCCACUCUUUUGGUAUUUCGGCUGGUGUCAAGCUUACCCCGGUACUUAUUUGGAGACAUAUUUUACUGUCCGCUCGCGCGCCCUAGGGAGUCUAAUGUCGUCGAUCAUGAUGAUAAUCGGCACCUGGCUCGGAGGUGUCCUCGUUGACUUACCCUGGUCAAAAAGUCGGAAGACACGAGCUGUGGUUACCUACUCCUUUAUCGCCACGAUUAACACUAUUACGUGGAUUUGGUCGGUCAUCAUUCAAAACAAGUUUCGCCACACUCAACCUAUCGUGGACUGGUCGGACCAGCACAACUUUGCCCCUGGAUUUGGCGUAUACAUGUUUCAGUUCCUCAGCACGGCCAUGGUCGAGAACUACAUCUACUGGUGUAUCGGCAAUCUCUCAGACUCUCCCGGUCAACAAAUCCGAUUUAGCUCUCUCCUUCGAGGCAUCGAAACAGCUGCGGUUGCCGUGGGAUUCGGAGUGCAGGCUGUUCCAACGGUUCUGAUUGCCACGGCGAGUAUCAAUCUUGCCUUCUGGAUCAUCGCACUCCCUUUUUCUUAUUACGCAACUGUGCAGGUCAUUCGCAAGUGGGAACAAAUUAAGAAGGAGAAGGAGGCGCACGAGCUAAACCUCGAGAUAGAAAUUGGGGAUCAGACCACCGGGGAGAAAGAGAAUACGACGAAAUAA
This is a messenger RNA of Capronia epimyces CBS 606.96, 1458 nucleotides long. RefSeq lists its product as uncharacterized. Lineage: Eukaryota; Fungi; Ascomycota; Eurotiomycetes; Chaetothyriales; Herpotrichiellaceae. The coding region runs from base 1 to 1458 and encodes 485 amino acids. The record is from RefSeq and is a predicted model, not a curated record. The transcript has a single exon.